Molecule: messenger RNA, 8212 nt
Organism: Mirounga angustirostris (Northern elephant seal)
Lineage: Eukaryota; Metazoa; Chordata; Mammalia; Carnivora; Phocidae
Gene: FBXL18
Product: F-box and leucine rich repeat protein 18
Exons: 5
Coding region: 145-2298 (717 amino acids)
Biological process (GO): SCF-dependent proteasomal ubiquitin-dependent protein catabolic process
Cellular component (GO): SCF ubiquitin ligase complex
Molecular function (GO): protein binding
Source: RefSeq, a predicted model, not a curated record
CAGGCGCCGGAAGUGGCCGGAGGCCCCGCCCCCUGCCGGGGUGUCUGUGGAGCCGUGGACGCGCCGGCUUUGAGCAUCCCUGGCGGCCCAGGGGGAGGCCCUGGGGCUGCGGCUUCCGCGGCCGCGGCCCCGCCCGCCUUCGGCAUGGCCAGCUCCGGAGAGGACACAUCCAACGAUGACGACAUGCCCCCUGCAGCAGCCGCCAUGGUGGUGGGCGCCCACCUUCUCGGCUUCUCGGAUGAGAUCCUGCUGCACAUCCUGAGCCACGUCCCCAGCACAGACCUGGUUCUGAACGUCCGGCGCACCUGCCGGAAGCUCGCGGUGCUGUGCCUGGACAAGAGCCUCACCCACACCGUGCUGCUGCAGAAGGACUAUGAGGCGAGCGAGGACAAAGUGAAGCAGCUGGUGAAGGAGAUCGGCCGGGAGAUCCAGCAGCUCAACAUGGCCGGCUGCUACUGGUUGUCGGGUGCCACUAUCGAGCACGUGGCCCGCUGCCGCAGCCUGGUCAAGGUGAACCUCUCGGGCUGCCACCUGACCUCCCUGCGCCUCUCCAAGAUGCUCUCGGCCCUGCAGCACCUGCGCUCCUUGGCCAUCGACGUGAGCCCCGGCUUCGAUGCCGGCCAGCUGAGCGGCGAGUGCAAGGCCACGCUGAGCCGCGUGCGGGAGCUCAAGCAGACGCUGUACACGCCCUCCUAUGGCGUCGUGCCCUGCUGCACCAGCCUGGAGAAGCUGCUGCUCUACUUCGAGAUCCUGGACCGCACGCGCGAGGGCGCCAUCCUCUCGGGCCAGCUGAUGGUGGGCCAGAGCAACGUGCCCCACUACCAGAACCUGCGGGUCUUCUAUGCGCGCCUGGCCCCGGGCUACAUCAAUCAGGAGGUGGUGCGGCUCUACCUGGCCGUGCUCAGCGACCGCACGCCCGAGAACCUCCACGCCUUCCUCAUCUCUGUGCCUGGCAGCUUCGCCGAGAGCGGGGCCACCAAGAACCUCCUGGAUUCCAUGGCCCGCAACGUCGCGCUGGACGCCCUGCAGCUGCCCAAGUCCUGGCUCAACGGCUCGUCCCUGCUCCAGCACAUGAAGUUCAACAACCCGUUUUACUUCAGCUUCAGCCGCUGCACGCUGUCCGGCGGCCACCUGAUCCAGCGGGUCAUCAACGGCGGGAAGGAGCUCCGCAGCCUGGCGAGCCUGAACCUCAGCGGCUGUGUCCACUGCCUGUCCCCGGACUCCCUGCUCCGCAAGGCGGAGGACGAUAUCGACAGCGGCAUCCUGGAGACGCUGGUGGCAUCCUGCCGUAACCUGCGCCACCUCAACCUCUCGGCCGCCCACCACCACAGCUCCGAGGGCCCGGGCCGCCACCUCUGCCAGCUGCUGGCCCGGCUGCGCCACCUGCGCUCCCUGUCCCUGCCCGUCUGCUCCGUGGCCGACUCGGCGCCACGGGCCGACCGCGCGCCCGCCCAGCCCGCCAUGCACGCCGUGCCCCGCGGCUUCGGCAAGAAGGUGCGCAUCGGCGUGCAGUCCUGCCCCAACCCGUUCUCGGGGCAGGCGGGCCCUCAGCCUUCCUCCGUGUUCUGGUCUCUGCUGAAGGACGUGCCCUUUCUGGAGCGCCUCGAGCUGAUCGGGUCCAACUUCUCCUCCGCCAUGCCGCGCAACGAGCCCGCCAUCCGCAACUCCCUCCCACCCUGCAGCCGGGCGCAGAACGUCGGGGACUCAGAGGUGGCCGCCAUCGGGCAGCUGGCGUUCCUGAGGCACCUGACGCUGGCCCAGCUGCCCAGCAUCCUGACGGGCUCCGGGCUGGUCAGCAUCGGCCUGCAGUGCCAGCAGCUGCAGUCGCUCUCCCUGGCCAACCUGGGCAUGAUGGGGAAGGUGGUCUACAUGUCCGCCCUCUCGGACAUGCUGAAGCACUGCAAGCGGCUGAAAGACCUCAGGUUGGAGCAGCCGUACUUCAGUGCCAACGCCCAGUUCUUCCAGGCGCUGAGCCAGUGCUCCGCACUGCAGCGUCUCUGCCUGGUGUCGCGCAGUGGCACGCUCCAGCCCGAGGCCGUGCUGGCCUUCAUGGCGCAUUGCCUGCACGUCGUCGUGUGCCACAUGUUCACCGGGGAGUCCCUGGCCACCUGCAAGAGCCUGCAGCAGUCCCUGCUCCGAAGUUUCCAGGCCGAGCGGCCCGCGCUGAAUGUCGUCAUCUUCCCUCUGCUCCACGAGGGCCUGACCAAUGUCAUCCGGGACGUCCCCAUGGUGCACCUGGAUGAGAUCACCUUAUUUAAAAGCAGAGUGGCUGAGGAGCCCCCGAACCUGUGGUGGUGACAGGGACAGCUAGCGCCGGGCGAAGCUGCUUCUGGCGGCCGAGCCUCCCGCCGGCCACCGUCGCCUCUGUCAGUCUCCUGGGCCUGGAAGCACGACUGCCCUGAGGGGCGUGUGGCCCGGCUGCUGCUGCUCAUGCCUGCCCCUGCCGGACACUGGGGCCCCUUGGGUCCCAAGAGGAAGGACGCGCCCUCUGCCCGGCUAUCCCGCGCACCUGUCGUCUCCCAGGGCCCCCCGAAGCUUCCUGUUGCUUGCUCUUGGCGCUUGGUGAAACGCGAGUCCCAUCCGUGAGGAGGAGGAGAAGGAAGAGCCGGCUGUCCCUGCAGGGCCUGGCGUGGGUACUCCUGAGCUGAGACUUGCAUCUGUCACGGAGCGCUGACUCCCCGGGGGCCCUGACCAGGUCCCCAGAGCAGCACGGGGCCCCAGUGCUGCCCCCCCCCAUCGCCACUUCCACCUUCCAGAGUGUCUCAUGUGUUUGUGGCCACCUGCCGUCAGGCUCUGCGGAGGGGUGGCCUCGGGCCCGGGGUUGGAGGUGACCAUGUGUGUGGGGACGGAUGCGCUCACACGGUUACACGAUGGCACGGCUUCCCUCGGGCCAGCUGGGAGCACAGCGCAGUGGGGAGCUCCAGAUUUGGGGCUCUCCUUCCCAGUAACACACGUUUUAACCCAAUUAUGUCCAGCGUGUUUCCAGCCAGAUGGCGUCAGACAAGUUCGGGGCCGCUGGCUGGGCAGGGACCCCCGUGGCGCUGGGACUGUGGGGCGAGGCCUGGGCCAGGCCCGACGCCAGCACAGCACUCAGCUUUAGGACCUCUUCUCCGUGAAGAUCUGUGUUUCUGGGGAAAUACAUACCUGGCUUCAUUCAAGAAACUUGAAAUAUUAAAACUUAGAAAGGACGUUUAAAGCCAGAGUAGUGAUCAAACUACCCCAUUUCAUAUAGCUUUAUUUAGCACUUUACAAAAUUCAGUGCAGCUAUUCCAAAAAUGGGGAGUGACCUCCCAGUGUCCAGGGCCUCCCUCCCUGUGCUGAGCCUGCUGCCUUCUCGACUGCAAGACUCCCCAGAGCCGGUAGCCCCUCGGCCGGUGGCUUCCGAGGGGCUGCGAUCGGGUUCCCUCCACCCCGGGUCCAGCCCUGACUGCUCCCGGUGAUGCUCCUGGAGGCUUGCCGGGGGUCCUGGGCACCGUUGGACAGCUUCCAGGCAGGGGCACAUCAGUCCUGCAGAGGCUGCCUCCCGGGCCUCCCUCUCCCUCUGGGUUGGGGGUGCAGAGCCCACCAGGCCCUGCUCACGCUGCUGGUCCCCAUCUUGGCCGCCAUCUGCUUGGCCCCCAGCCUGGCCAUCUUCCCACUUUGUGUCUGUGGAGACAGUCCCCCCUUCCCCAUUCCGUGUAGCGUGUCCUGCAGCUUACCUACUAAAAGAGCAAGUCCGUGGCCCCGGGGCUUUUCAUUUGCCUUUCCAUCCCUGGGUUCUUGAGGGACAGACAGUUCUGCAGCCCCCACCCCCGCGGGGCUGAAGGGGUCCGGGAGGCCAGAGAGCACAACUGCAGGAAUCAAGCAGUCCCGGGGUCAGGGCCCUGGGAGGAACAGUCUGCCCACCCCAGGGGCUCUGCUCUGCCCUCCCCCUUCCUGUCUGAGUGGACGGGGGGAUGCACAGGUGCUGUGGGGUGAGUCUUCUCCCUCCUUGCCCUGGGUUUCAUGCCCUCUCCCUGCCCCGGGCUGAGGCUGGCACUUCUUUGCAGCCCGGCCAGAGGGACUGGUCUGCAGGCUGCCCGUAGGUGAAUGCCUCCAGCCUUCACCUUAGAGGUCCCGAUGUGGUCUGAGGGCCCUGCCUGGCCUUGCAGGCCGAGGGACAGACUGCCCUGGGCCCCGGAGAGACAGGGCUGAGGUCCCGAUAGGGCCCCAUGGCUGUAGAUGAGGGUCUGAGAGUUGGUGGGCGCACUUCCGCUCCCCAGUUUUGGGGUAUUUCAGGUGGUGCCCAGAGGACCUCCCCCGCCAGGCAAAGGCGGUCAAGGAAGGGGGUGGUAAUGGGAACUGACCAUUUCUCCUCAAAGCAAGCGUGUGGCUGGUCGCAGCCUGACUGGCAGGGGGUGUGCCCUGGGGGGGAGGUGCCCAGGGCUCUGGGUGGCUCUGGGUGCCCUCUCCUCCAGAGCAGCCCGGGCUCAGGCUGGAGAAUGAGCUUUCCACUAGGCUGCAGCUGUGUGUUCACGCCCUCGCCUGGGUGGCCCGUGCUCACGAGCAAGCAGUUUUAACCAGCAGCAUUUAUGCCGACAAACAGGGCCGGGAGGGGCCGUUCACCCGAGGCUGGGGGCGGGAGCUGCCGUGGAGAGCCGCCCCCACGCAGCAGACCGUGUAUUUUUAGCGUCCCCGUAACCAUCCUGCUACUAGAGCAAGAACUUCCGCCGCUUCUGCCCCCGGGCCGGGGCUCACCAGAUGUUAGCAGUGUGCUUAUUCUCGCUGAGUGCUAAUUUGGCAGCGGCGUUAAUUGCAAUUUAUAUUCUGCAGCAUUUUAUGCUGGGAAAAGAACCCACCCUAAUGGUCCCCAACUGGCAGAACUGGGCUGUUAAGUGCGGACCAUAUGCUGCCUGCCGAGAGGGGGCCUGGUCAGCACUGCUGGCUGUGCGUGUGUGCGCGUGCGUGCAUGUACGUCUGCGUGCACACACACGUGAGUGUAGUCUGUGCACACGUGCAUGGUGUGCGUGUGCGUGGGAUCGCGUGUGUGCGCAUGCACGUCUGCGUGCACACACACGUGAGUGUAGUCUGUGCACACGUGCAUGGUGUACGUGUGUGUGGGAUCGCGUGUGUGCGCGUGCGUGCGUGUACGUCUGCGUGCACACACACGUGAGUGUAGUCUGUGCACACGUGCAUGGUGUGCGUGUGCGUGCGUGCGUGUAUGUCUGCGUGCACACACGUGAGUGUAGUCUGUGCACACGUGCAUGGUGUGCGUGCACGUGUGCAUGCGAGCACGUUUCUGCAUGGGAUUGCGUGUGCGUGGGAUUGCGUGUGUGCGUGUGCGUGCGUGUACGUCUGCGUGCACACACGUGAGUGUAGUCUGCACACGUGCAUGGUGUGCGUGCAUGUGUGCAUGCGAACACGUUUCUGCAUGGAUUGCGUGUGCGUGGGAUCGCGUGUGUGUGCGCGUGCGUGUACGUCUGCGUGCACACACGUGAGUAGUCUGUGCACACGUGCAUGGUGUGCGUGUGCGUGCACUUGUGCAUGCGAGCACGUUUCUGCAUGGGAUCGCGUGCUUGUGUGUGCGUGUGCGUGUAUGAGAGAGAGGAGAGACUGGGGGAGGUGGGAAAGAUGAGGAGGGAGGGGAGGAGAGAUGAGGGCAUUUAACCCUUUGUUAAAGUAGAAGCCCCAGCACUCCCAAGGCCGCUCCUCCCGCCUGUGCCCACCUCGCCCCUAGACCUUGUGGCUCGCUCCCCACCCCCCACUCGCCCCCGGGUGGCCAGGCAUGCCUGCCCCCGGGGCUCUGACUUGGGUGCCAACACAACCUGGCCGGGGGAGGCAUCUGGAGCCUGAGGAGAGCAGAGGCCUGUGGCCUCCUUCCCUGUCGGUGGCUUUUCAUUCUCACGUGCAAGUAUUUUUACUUCCCAGCCCAAGGAGGCUAGAUAAGGGACACUUCACUCUGUCAUACGCCCCGGGGGGCGGAUCUUCUCCCUGCCUGUCAGCUGUCCUCUGAGGACCCAAGGAUUCAUGGGUCUGGGCCCCUGUGUCCAGCACCAGGCUGGAGGGCGCUUGGCUGGGGCCCCGGAUGGGCCCUGGGAUGAUGCCCCCCACACACACCUUGGGCAGCUCUGCAAGGCUGGGUGUUGAGGGUGAGCCUCCCUUGACCGCCCCUGCGCCAGGACCCACGGCUGCAGGCCACUUGGAGGCGAGGACGAAGCUUGGUGGAGGCCUGGCCGGGAGAGCUGGGCCAGGGGAGCAGGGCCGCAGGAGCCGCUGGACCCCGAUGUCUGUUAGCCCUCGAGGGUCUGAAACCAGCCUGUGCCAUCCUGCUUGUGCCAGCGGCCCUCCCCGAGUCUGUGUCAAGAAGGUGACGAUCCCGCAGCCCUCCCCCAGCUUGCAGGAAGGGGACCCACCCUCAUGACCUCCUCCGAGGGGCACGGGGGUAUCAGGCAGCCCCCUGCUCCCUCUGGCCCUCAUUAUCUGCUCUGGAGGGUUUGAGAAUCACCGAGGCCUUGUAAGGAAGAAUAAUAAGAACUGAGAAAUUAGUGGACGAGGAUAAUGCAGCGUGGCCGGUGGUAGCAGGUUUCAGCGGAGACCCCAGAUUCCCGAAGAUGUGGAAGGGGGCACCGCUGCCCGCAGUUCCCUUGGCCUUGGCCCUGGCCCUGAGCCUCCUCCCCCACACUUCGCCAGCAGGGGACGGGAUUGUGCGGCGGGGGCUCGGGUGCCCUUGUGGUGCUCCCUGGCCUCGUUUGCGCUGGGGGCACGGGGUUCUCACUGGGAGUCUCUAAGAUCGCUGACACAGGCUGGAUGGUGUCGCCUGAAUGUCUAAAUUACUUUCUAGAGCUUUUUCAGAAACCACGGUGGGGGGCAGGAGGGGGAGGUUGCAUUCAUGUCACGGGGUCAGGGCACCUGCCGCACCCUGCUCCGGACCAGCUGGCGGGGGAAUGGGGGGGACCCAGGGCUGCCCGUGGCCAUGAGGUCCGGGAGCCACGUUCACCGCCUGGGAGGUUCGGUCUGUAGCGCUCCGCUAAACCUGACAAGGGAUGGUUUUCCGUGGAAUCCUAACGGUGUGGGCCAGAGGCUUCUCUCUGUGCUCACCGUAGCGGGUGGGCUGGAGGGUGAGGGGCCGGAGAGGCGGCCACGCGACGGCCGUGGUGCAGGUGGGGUGUCUGGCCCCAGCCCCCCUCGACCACUGCCUGUCCGUAUGCAGCUGACCAGAAGCACUUGAGCUCAGCAUGUUUUUAAAGGGGGGUGGGGUGGGGAGUCAGCCAGGGGGCUCACGGUAUAUGGUGACCAGGUGCUAAGUGAUCAAAUACGUGUCACCUGCUUUUCCACACAGACCUACUUUUCUGUCUAGUGAUGCCCACUCCUGAAUUUUGUGUUCAAAUGAAUUUUGAAUGGGUAUUUUCAUGUAAACUUGUGGCAUGUGGAAAGUUUCAAAUAAAGUGGACUUGAUUUAGAAAAUCAGGUGAUUAUGCAGUGCUUCUGGAAGGGACACUCCCUGACCUUUCCCCUGUGACCCUCUCCAGCCCUGGGGGUGGGCCAAGGCGGUGGGGGGGGGCACUCAUCACCCGUGGCUGUUCUGAUGGGGUUACCUGCUUGGAGACGGGAGACCCAGUGGGGGACCGGAGGCUGCCUGGGGCCCCCAGGAUGCGGCUGCUGGGUCAGCCUUUGCGGGCCAGGGAGGGAGGCUAUGGGCUGCUGGAGCGCAUUCACACUGUUGGGCAGCCACCACCACCGUCCAGCUCCAGAACGUGACAUCCCUCCACUCUGAGACUCUGUCCCUGUGACACACUGACCCCCGCCCCCUCCCCAGCCCCCCGGCACCACCAUCUGCUCUCUGUGCACUGGACGACUCUGGGAACCUCGAAGGAGUGGACUCACACAGGAUUCGUCCUUCUGGGACGGGCUUGUUUGUAGCAUCUGUUUUAGGCAGAAGCCUCCUUCACCAGACCUGGGCUCUGGGAAGGGGCUCUGGCUGCAGCGUGGCGAGGGGAGAAGGUGGCAGCUGAGCCCGAGGGACCGGGGCAGGUGAGCAGGCGUCCGGGCAGGAGCGGGGACCUGGACUUGGAGGGGCCGGUGGCCCCAGGAUGCUGCGGGACAGAGGGACAAGUGUGUGGGGCUGUCGGGUGGGCCGAAGAGGGCUCAGCUGCACCUCCUGAGCUCCCCACCUGUCCUCCAGAGGAGAGUCGCCUGAGGCAAAAUGGCGAUCAGGGGGCAGGGGCCUCCAUCCUUCCUGACUGUCCAAGCCAGU